This is a messenger RNA of Nezara viridula (southern green stink bug), 1403 nucleotides long. The record is from the annotation of a GenBank genome assembly. Lineage: Eukaryota; Metazoa; Arthropoda; Insecta; Hemiptera; Pentatomidae.
UUUUUCCAAUGUUUAUUGAAAUAUGAUAAGACUGACCACCCCUGUCACAUAGGUGGGGGUGACGCAACGCAUUAUCGGAGUGGGAGUGCUCUAGUUUUCCAGGGGAGGGCAGCACCGGCGGGGUAGGUAGCCCACAGACCCACAUUGUGCAAGUAGCCAUGCUCCCACACGCUCUCUGCAUCCUCUUGGGACUCGCACACUACGGGUUGAGCGUACCUCUCUUGGACGCCCCAGGAUGCCCGGAGCAGUACGGUGUCCAGACGUACCACCACCCUGAAGCCUGCGACCAGUUCUUCUUGUGUACCAACGGAACCCUUACAUUGGAGACAUGCGAGAACGGACUCCUUUACGACGGAAAAGGAGCUGUGCACAACCACUGCAACUACCACUGGGCUGUAGAGUGCGGACCAAGGAAGGCAGUCCUUGUCCCUCUCAGCUCUCCAGGCUGUGAGUUCAGGUACGGUAUCUACCCCGAAGGACCUCACUGCUCCACCAACUACGUUAAGUGUGCUGAUGGAGUCCCAUACAUCAACCACUGCGACCCUGGUCUGGCCUAUGACGACAAAACUCACUCAUGCAACUGGCCAGAUCUUCUCCGUGAUUAUUGCAACCCAGAGGCUGUUGUAGGCUUCAAAUGCCCAGACAAGGUAGACCCCAACUCAAUCUCCGCCAAGUUCCACCCCUACCCAAGGUACGCUAUCCCCGGAGACUGUGACCACUUGGUAACCUGCGUCGAUGGAUUCCCAAGACUGAUUGCCUGCGGAGAAGGUAAAGUGCUCGAUGAGAACACGCUCACCUGCGAAGAGCCAGAGCACGUACCUUCAUGUCACCUGAAGAAGAAGUAAAAAGAGGAAGUAGAGAGGAGGGCAGCUGUACACACACUGUAAUAUAAUCCCCCAAAACUUUUCGAGAAGUGCCCUUCCUAUUAUUCAAAAUCAGCCCUAUCUUAACAAUGUAAAAGUAUGUAAAGAAAAAAUUCUGUUAUUUGUUAUUUUAUGAGUAAUUAAAUAUUGAUUUUGAAGUUUGGUGAGUUACUGUGUUCAAUAUUUAAAACCUCCGGACGCAAGGAGCAUGUUAUGAUAUAACCAAUCCUGUUUGACCUGUUUUCGAAUUGAGUUGGAAUAUUGUAAAAGGCCAAUUUCAUGUCUGUCUCGAAAAACUCGUUUUGGGAAUGAUUAUACUGGAGGAAAUUAUUGCAUAUAUGGUUGCAACUCAACUGUGGAAACACAUAUUUGGUAGAUUUAAUUCCUCAGGAAUGUUUCUAAUUCUAUAUCCAAGUGGUUCAAUAAGGGAAAAGUUACAGAAACAAAAAAUUACAUUUAUUGUUCUUUUUAUUUAAAAAAUAGUCUUUAAUGUAUAACUUACAUUUGUUGCCCAUCGAAAGAAUGUUAUCAGAGAAAAAU